AUGCUGGCUCUGUCUAGUAGGCUAAUCCUCCGGGGCUGCCGGACCGGAUCAAUCACCGCAUGGAGAGCCUGUAGCUCCUCCGAGGAUUCUGCCAAGGAAAACCCCCUGGUGUACCUGGAUGUCACGGCGGACAACAAGCCUCUGGGGAGGAUCGUGUUGGAGUUGAGAAAUGAUGUCACACCAAAAACUGCAGAAAAUUUCCGAUUGUUGUGCACUGGAGAUAUGGGCUUUGGUUAUAAAGGCUCCACUUUGCACAGAAUAAUUCCUGACUUCAUGUGCCAGGGUGGAGAUUUUACAAAUCACAAUGGAACUGGCGGGAAAUCUAUUUAUGGAAGUCGCUUCCCUGAUGAAAACUUCAUACUAAAACAUACAGGGCCAGGUAUUCUCUCAAUGGCUAAUGCAGGGCCAAACACAAAUGGUUCCCAGUUCUUUAUCUGCACAACAAAAACUGGAUGGCUGGAUGGGAAGCAUGUGGUAUUUGGCUGUGUAAAAGAAGGCUAUGAUGUAGUGAAGAAAAUUUGA
This is a messenger RNA of Staurois parvus, 522 nucleotides long. Lineage: Eukaryota; Metazoa; Chordata; Amphibia; Anura; Ranidae. The record is from the annotation of a GenBank genome assembly.